Ictalurus punctatus (channel catfish) is the source of this 3474-nucleotide messenger RNA. RefSeq lists its product as uncharacterized. The coding region runs from base 155 to 1945 and encodes 596 amino acids. The transcript is spliced from 15 exons. NCBI's taxonomy places the organism in Eukaryota, Metazoa, Chordata, Actinopteri, Siluriformes, Ictaluridae. Gene Ontology annotation, molecular function: ATP binding; protein serine/threonine kinase activity. The record is from RefSeq and is a predicted model, not a curated record. Gene Ontology annotation, cellular component: cytoplasm. Gene Ontology annotation, biological process: negative regulation of apoptotic process; protein autophosphorylation; regulation of mitotic cell cycle.
UGCUGGGAGAGUUUUGUUUAUUUAUGCUUGAUUUCUGCGGCUCUUCAGUGUGUUAUUGUUGAUUUCUGCACAGAGAGAGUUUUGAGAGUGAUCUUUUCUGAACAGAACCUGUAGUCCAGCGACAGUGCUCGGUAGCUUUGUGAAGCCUUUGAGCAUGAUGGAUUUGCUGACAGUCUGUGACAAUUUUCGUCCACCCUGUCCUGGAGAAUUACAUAGAGCUGCACAGUGCUGGAAAAGGAGUCACAGUUUCGGGGCCCACGGUGAUAACAACAUGGCUGAUGGGACGAAUCUAACGUUUCCUGGCCCUCUGCUGAGCCCGAAAAUGGAGAAGGACGACCUGAUGGCUUUCAUCCAGAAGAAAUCUCAGGAGAUUCUACUGCGUGUGGAUGAACCUCAGCAAAUUGAAGCCUAUUUCUUCUGGCAGCUUAUGGAGCUGUUCUGUAGUUGUGAUAGAAAAGCCCUGCCGGUUGAAAUUGCGGCAUGCCUCUUCAAGGGCUACUAUCACGUGAGGAGCAAGGCACCAAAACUUGUGUGUGGUGAGAACCAGUACAUCUGGUGCCGUCAUUUGGCACGGCUUUUAUGCUCCUCCACCACGGACGAUGAACAGAGACAAGCUGUGAUCAAAAUGGCUGACGAUCUUGCCAACAGAGGAAAGAUCUUUGCAUCGCAUAUCUGCUGCGUGGUAGCACAACUGCAGCUGGGAAUAUAUAAUGACACCAGCUUCGACCUGAUUGGAUGUUUCGGGUUGCCAUUAGAGACAUCGGCCGCCAGGGAGGCUAUCGAGCGAUCGGAGGUGUAUGAAUAUGUGCUGUUCAUUACCUCGGGGUGCGCUCAACCAAACUUCCAGAUAUACAAAUUCCAUCAUGCUAGAAUGCUAGCCCAUGAAGGACAUAUCGCUCUAGCACUUGAAUACUGUGAAUCCAUCACUAGAGCAAUGACCACCUGCUCCUGCAACAUCACACCGGUCUUGAUGGAGCAGAUGAUUCAGAUGGCUGAACCGCUUUAUAAAACAAAAGCAGAGAAACCAGAGUGGCUGAAAAAUCUUUGCCAGAUUCAUGCGGCCGAAGUACUGCAGUUCAAGAAGAUACCGCCUAGUCAGCUCUUCAAUGGUCCUGCAUGCAACCCUUGUACUCUGCUGAACACAGAAGAGUAUGAGUGGAUUGCGUCAUUGUAUGACAUCGGAGAGCUGUUGGGACAAGGAGGCUUCGGCUCAGUCUAUGCCGCAGUUCGUAAGGCAGAUGGGAAAAUGGUCGCUGUCAAAUUUAUUGCCAGGUCUACCUGCAAAAAAUUCAUCACCAUUCCUGGAGAAACAGAGGACCUGCCUCUGGAGGUAGCGUUGAUGAAGAUGGUGUCCAUGCCUCCUCGAUGUGAAAAUGUCCUGGAACUACUGGACUGGAUAGAGUUGUCCAAAGUCUUCAUCUUGGUUCUGGAGCGACCCAGUCCCUGCAUGGACCUUCUAGAUUUCAUGAAGUGUAUGAACAGUCGACUGUCUGAACCAGUGGCUCGAGACAUCAUGCGGCAGGUGGUUCGGGCUGCUCGACACUGCUGCGAGAGAGGAGUGUUUCACCGGGACAUCAAGCCAGAGAACCUGCUGAUCAACACCGACACGAUGCAAGUGAAAUUAAUCGACUUUGGCUGUGGAGAGUUGAUGUAUGACUUCACGUACACGAAAUUUGAAGGAACUCUGAUUUACGCUUCUCCCGAGUGGGUACGAGACAGAGAGUAUAUGGGCGGUCCGGCUACCGUUUGGAGUCUGGGCAUCCUCCUGUACUACAUGGUCUGCUGCGACCUCCCCUUUAAGAACAAUAAGGAAAUAUCUGAUGCGCCCGUACCGCUACACCACUACCUGUCUGGAGACUGCCAAGCUCUGAUCACAGGGUGCCUGGAAAAAAACCCGGACUAUCGGAUGACGUUGGAGAACAUCCUCAGCCAUGAUUGGUUUUAGGAGAAACUUCAGGACGAUGUCCAUGUUAGACAGCGACAGCACUGUGGAGAACACACGUCUCAUUCAUUACCAUCUACUGCAAGGGAGGACGAGAGCAUGAGGCUCUUUCCUUCUUAUUUAUAAUGAACUGAAUGAUCAUGUGUUUGUUUAACAGAACUGUUUAUAUUUCACUUUAUAUUUAUUGAUCAUACAUUUGUUUACCUUGCGUAUUUAUCUUUGUGUGAAUUGUGUAUUUGCAGUCGUAUUUGCACUUGUGCGUACUUCUUAGCUUGUUUAAGUGUUAAGUUUUUUUUGGGGGAAAAAAAAUUGUUUUGCACUCUUCCUGGCAGAAACACCUAGUCUUGUAUCAUGAACAACAGGAUGAUGAAUAAUGUAUAUUAAUAAAAGUCAUUAUCAAAAUCUCUCUAACAGCUGUCUUUAACACCAGCUGUCUUUAACACCAGCCAUGUUAAACAUGUGAUGUGUUCAAUCAGUGUGGCAUUUUACACCGGAUGUGUGUAGCACAAACAUUACGAGAUCACACACAUGUUUGGAAUAAUCUGGAGGUCAAAACAUGACUAUCUUAAUAAUCAAGGGAAGAAUGUAGACUGGGAAAUAUAGAUCAUUACUCAGGCCUACUAUUGACUAUGCAGAGAUUUCUACUCAGUAUUCUGUGUUCAUAUCAUUUUAGAAAUUGUUCUUUUUUUUUAUUUGAUAAAUCUUGCUCAGCCUGAGGAACAUAGUGAACUAGAUGUAGGAGGAGAUCCAUUGGAGGAAAUGCAAGGCCUAUAUUUGACAAAAAAAAAUACAGGGUUAGCCUAUUGAGUAACCACACAAGCAACACCAGGAUUAAGAAUGCUCUGAUGUCCUCCAAUCAGCUUUAUCCCUCCCCUCAACUUCAACCUCCCUUAUCUGUCCUUCAUUGUGAUGUUGUGUCUUAGACAAAUUCAGCUCAUUGCAGUGUCGUCCUUUUCAACUUUUUGUCCAGUAACGAUGGCUCUUUGGUGGUUUAUGUUUCUAGUGUGCUUCUUCUAGCUUGGCAGAGGUGAGAGACGAGACUAGCUGGUAGUCUGAUUGGUUAGUUCAGUGCAUCUAAUGUAAUUUCUCAUGUAGCUAGUUAGUGAAUCUGAAGCUAGCCGGCUAAUAUUAAUGAUAAGAGCGAUUGUGAACUUUAACAUUCAUGACUUAAGGUAAACUAUAGGAUCAAUAUUAUAGUCUUAACCCUACCGUAAUCAAAUUGUUGGUUUCUUCUUUUGUGAAGAUUAAUACAUUAAAUACCAGGGGUGUGUGAACUUUUGAACAGGAUGAUCUGUGUAAAAAAAAAAAAAAAAAAAAAGUUUGUUUAAAGAUUUUUUUUUUCAUUUAGUACUGCCCUUCAGAAGCUCAAUAAUAUACUUGCAUGUCUCCCAGAAGACAAAAUAACAAUUUACACCUGUAAAUUUCAUCCUGUUCAUAAGUUUAAGAUUUUGCAGAUUCCGCAAGGGGUAUGCAAACUUCCGACUGCAACUGUAUGUUCUCUACAUGUCUUUUCUUUACAAAGUGUAAAUAUA